Messenger RNA from Tarenaya hassleriana, 2784 nucleotides. Its product is annotated as long chain acyl-CoA synthetase 1. Gene Ontology annotation, cellular component: endoplasmic reticulum; membrane. Bases 363 to 2345 code for a protein of 660 amino acids. Gene Ontology annotation, biological process: wax biosynthetic process; cutin biosynthetic process; fatty acid metabolic process. The record is from RefSeq and is a predicted model, not a curated record. Lineage: Eukaryota; Viridiplantae; Streptophyta; Magnoliopsida; Brassicales; Cleomaceae. Gene Ontology annotation, molecular function: long-chain fatty acid-CoA ligase activity. The transcript is spliced from 20 exons.
GAGGGUGAAAUAGUUGGUAACGUCAGGGUUUAGAAACCAUACGAAUACGGAAAACGCACCGCUGGGGAUGGUGUAUCAACCGUCUCCUCCUCUUUUAUAAACCCACCAACCUAUUUUCUCUUUUCCCUUCACCUCAAUCUCUUCUCCUCAUGCAUGGAAAUCUCUCUCUCUCUCUCUCUCUCUCUCUCUCUCUCUCUCUCUGUAAAAGAUCUGCUCUUCAUCAUCUUCUGACCGACGAGGUAUAAUCCGACCAAUCGGAGACGAACGGACGAUCUUAGCACGCCCACGUACGUUAGCCGGCUGAUCAAAGAUCCUCUAUUCGCGCCUCUCGUUGUAGCCUUACAGCAGUCACGGGAAAAGAUAUGAAGGUGUUCGCGGCUAAGGUUGAAGAGGGCAUCAGAGGGGAAGAAGGGAAGCCGUCGGUGGGUCCCAUCUACCGGAAUCUUCUCUCUGAGAAUGGCUUCCCUCCUCUUGAUCCCAACAUCUCCACUGCUUGGGACAUCUUCAGCAAUUCGGCGAAAGAGUAUCCCGGGAACAAGAUGCUCGGAUGGCGUCGAGUUGUCGAUGGAAAGGUUGGACCGUACGUCUGGAAAACAUACAAGGAGGCAUACGAGGAGGUUCUACGGAUCGGUUCUGCUUUACGAGCUGCAGGAGCUGAACCUGGAAGCAGGGUGGGAAUCUAUGGAGUGAACUGUCCGCAGUGGAUCAUAGCCAUGGAGGCAUGUGCCGCUCACAGCUUAAUCUGCGUGCCUCUCUAUGAUACAUUAGGUCCCGGAGCCGUAGAUUACAUCGUCAACCAUGCGGAUAUCGAUGUCGUGUUUGUCCAAGACAAGAAGAUUCAGGGACUUCUGAGUCCAGAAUGCAAGUCGGUGAAACGGCUAAAGGCAAUAGUUUCCUUCACGGAUGUGUCGGCGGAACAAAGCCACAAGGCUUCCCACACCGGUCUCAAAGCAUACUCGUGGGACGACUUCCUCCUCUUGGGAAGAGAAAGACCGGAAGAGAUAAGGCCACCGGAGCCGUGCAACGUAUGCACGAUAAUGUACACGAGCGGGACGAGUGGUGAACCUAAAGGCGUGGUUCUAACCCAUGAAGCCGUCGCUGUCUUCGUUCGAGGCGUCGAUCUCUUCAUGGACCAAUUCGAUGACAAGAUGACAACCGACGACGUGUAUCUGUCGUUUCUGCCAUUGGCUCAUAUAUUGGACCGCAUGAACGAGGAGUACUUCUUCCGGAAAGGUGCUGCCAUCGGCUACUACCACGGGGAUCUGAACGCUCUAAGGGAUGACAUUCAAGAACUAAAGCCGACAUAUAUAGCUGGAGUUCCAAGGGUGUUCGAGAGAAUCCACGAAGGCAUUCAAAAGGCUGUCCAAGAACUCAACCCCAGAAGGAGAUUCAUCUUCAACUCUCUCUACAAAUACAAGCUCAAAUGGAUGAAUCGGGGGUAUAGUCAGAAAAAUGCCUCUCCCAUGGCUGAUCUGAUAGCUUUCAGAAAGGUUAAAGACAGAUUGGGAGGUAGGAUCCGGUUGCUGGUGUCCGGAGGAGCACCGUUAAGCCCUGAGAUCGAAGAGUUCUUGAGAGUUACUUGCUGUUGCUUCGUCACACAAGGCUACGGUCUGACAGAGACGCUGGGAGGGACGGCGGUGGGGCAUCCAGACGAGAUGUGUAUGCUCGGAACGGUUGGAGUUCCGUCAGUCUACAAUGAGUUACGGCUGGAAGAGGUCCCGGAGAUGGGCUACGACCCUCUCGGUGACAAUCCCUCCGGCGAGAUCUGCAUCCGUGGCAAGUGUCUUUUUACUGGCUAUUACAAGAACCCUGAACUCACCAGAGAAGUCAUGAAAGAUGGAUGGUUCCACACAGGGGAUAUAGGGCAGAUUCUUCCAAACGGAGUUCUCAAGGUUAUCGACAGGAAGAAGAAUCUGAUCAAACUCUCGCAAGGAGAGUACGUGGCCCUCGAACACUUGGAGAAUGUGUUCGGGCAAAACCCAGUCGUCGAAGAUAUAUGGGUAUAUGGAGACAGCUUCAAAUCGAAGCUUGUAGCGGUGGUUGUCCCGAACCCAGAAAGCGUGGAACUGUGGGCGAAGGCUAACGGACUAUCAAAAGGUUUCGACGAACUGUGUUCUCUGCCCGAGCUCCGACAGCACAUUCUGUCCGAACUGAAAUCCACGGCCGAGAAGAACAUGCUGAGGGGCUUUGAGCAUAUAAAGGCGGUGGCCGUGGAGGCUAUACUUUUUGACGUGGAGAGAGACUUGGUGACGGCUACGCUGAAAAAACGAAGGAACUAUCUUCUCAAUUAUUAUCAGGCGAAAAUUGAUGAAAUGUACCGAGAAUUGGCCGCCGCAACACGUUGAAGUUAUCUCACGGACGACCGUUUGGUGGAGGCGCGCAGUCUCUUUGAUCAGAACACUAGAUCGCUUGACAACGCGACAUGGAACACGAUGAUCAACGCGUAUGUCCGACGCCGCCGAAUAAGGGAGGCCCACGAACUGUUCGAUCAAAUGCCUCAGAGGGACGUCGCGUCGUGGAAUGCCUUGUUAAUGGGUUUGACUGAGACCAGAGAUCCAGAAAGAGUUGUUUGGUUUUUCCUGGAGAUGCAGAGAUCUGGGUUGAACCCAGAUGAGCAUACUAUUUCGGUACUAGUGAACACGGUUUCGGGUUCUUCGUUUAAGAUUUUGAUCGAGCAAAUACACGCGCUUGCUAUUUGUUCAGGGCUUAAUCUGAGCGCGUAUGCCGGGUCUGCGUUGCUUAAGGGUUACUCCAGUAUAAAGAAUCCAACAGCUUUACAACGAA